Molecule: messenger RNA, 1941 nt
Organism: Exophiala spinifera
Lineage: Eukaryota; Fungi; Ascomycota; Eurotiomycetes; Chaetothyriales; Herpotrichiellaceae
Exons: 2
Coding region: 1-1941 (646 amino acids)
Biological process (GO): termination of RNA polymerase II transcription
Cellular component (GO): mRNA cleavage factor complex; cytoplasm
Molecular function (GO): RNA polymerase II complex binding; mRNA binding
Source: RefSeq, a predicted model, not a curated record
AUGUCUGGACUGCCCUCUGACGAGGUCGCUGAAGACUACAAAGGUUCUUUGGAAGAUCUUGUGACCAACGACAGAUACCAAAUCUCGAACCUGACCUUGAUCGCGAAAGAGAAUAUUGAACACGCUGAAGCAAUCUCGCGAGUUCUUCAAAACCAUAUCAAUCGAGCUCCUCCUGCUCGAAAGCUGCCGGCGUUAUAUGUAUUGGACUCGAUUGCCAAAAAUGUGGGAUCACCGUAUACGGUGUACUUCGGGCGGAAUCUCCAUCAAAUCUUUAUGCUUGCUUAUUCCCAAGUCGACGGAAAUGUUCGGCGGAAGCUGGAGGAGAUGCUCAAGACAUGGCGAGAACCAGUUCCGGGGUCCUUGUCAACCACCCCGGUCUUCCCUCAUUCAAGCACCCAGACCAUUGUCGACAGUCUCAACAAGUUUCGCAGCGCUACACCUGCAGCGAACCGCUAUCAAUCCACGCCCACACCCGUUCACGGUGCGCCAGUCAGGGUAGCGUCAACUCAGCCUUACCGCAGUACGCCCACGCCUCCUCAGAGUUUGCCGCCCUUCAACCCUUCCAUCCCAUCGCAUACUAGAAGUCCACGGCCGCAGCAAGCCAUCCCACAGCAAUCAUUUCAGCCAGCUCCGCCCGUGUCUUACGCCCAAGCCUUUCCCCUCCAAGCACCACCAUUUUAUCCUCAAUCUUCGCAACCGCCACAGUUUCCACCGCCUACGCCACUCCCUCGUCCUGUGUCUUCUGCCGGAGGCGUAGACCUCAAGAAGCUGCAUACCGACAUCGAUGAUCUUACGACCGAUGCGAAGAUUGUGUGCGCUACGCAUCCGAUGGAUCAAGCUGCUCAAAGAAAGUUGACCAGCCUUCAGACGCUAAAGGAGAUCUUGGAUAGUGGAAGUGCAUCAGAGGGUGACUUGGUGGAAAUUCGAAACACCAUUACACAAAAGAUGGCUGAGAAGUCGAUCGCUGCUCGUCAGCAGCAAGCCCAGACUACGGUUCCCGUACUGCCACCGAAUCCUCUCCUCAACCCUUACAUGCCGCCACAGCCACCAGUUCAGCAUGCUGCUGUAUCGGCGACUCCUACAAGUACCCUCUUCAACAGUAAAAACUUAGCCGAAUUACUGCGCGCGACUGUUAGCCAGCAGCAACAAAGCGCGCCGCCGCCGAAUUAUUACGCUCCACCUCACUCCGGCAUGAACACUCCACAGUCAUUACCGCAGAUUCUACCUUCGGCGCCAGAAAAUCCACUACUAGCACAGCUCCGUGCCUCGGGUCUUUUGUCUGCAGCCACAACGCCACCACAGGGUGCUACACCCCCUGUAGCCUCAUUCGCUUUUGGCAACGAUGUGAUGACAGAGGUGACCUUGACUUCGGCUUCUAUUAGAAUCCCACGUCCGCACCUGAUCUCCAGUUUCCUCAACGCUCGGCCAAAUCAGUGCAGCACUUGCGGGAAACGUUUCACGGCUGACGAUUCUGGAAAAGAAAAGAAAGCGCGUCACUUGGACUGGCAUUUCAAAACAAAGGCGCGAAUGUUGGAGGCUGAGAAGCGGGGACAGAAUAGAAGUUGGUAUGUCGAUGAACGAGAAUGGAUCGCAAGUAAAGAAUAUGAAGACGAGGCUGGUCCUGAAGAAGGCGCCUCCAAUGGUGCCUCUGUAGCAGCGAAAAAGCAGCCACAAAAUUUUGUACGAGUGCCUGCAGAUCCUGUGCUGCGAUCCUUGGCUUGUCCGAUCGACCAGGAGCCAUUCAAAAGUGAGUGGAGUGAGGAAGUCCAAGACUUCAUCUGGAAGGAUGCUGUCAACGUUGGUGGUCGCUAUUAUCAUGCAAGUUGCUAUGCCGAAAUCACAAAAGGUCGGGAGAAGGACGGAGUGUCGACACCGAUAGGAGGAGUCAGGAGAACCGCGACCCCUGAUUCGGUGCUUGGAAAGCGGAAGGCAGAAGUAUGA